This is a messenger RNA of Anoplopoma fimbria (sablefish), 2113 nucleotides long. RefSeq names its product TIMP metallopeptidase inhibitor 2b (gene timp2b). The coding region runs from base 228 to 887 and encodes 219 amino acids. Lineage: Eukaryota; Metazoa; Chordata; Actinopteri; Perciformes; Anoplopomatidae. The record is from RefSeq and is a predicted model, not a curated record. Gene Ontology annotation, biological process: negative regulation of membrane protein ectodomain proteolysis; negative regulation of endopeptidase activity. The transcript is spliced from 5 exons. Gene Ontology annotation, cellular component: extracellular matrix. Gene Ontology annotation, molecular function: metalloendopeptidase inhibitor activity; protease binding.
ACGGUAGAGGAAAAACAGAUUUAGAGGAGGAACUCUGAGUGCAGUCUCUACCAGGAAUGACCAGCCUCUCAUGCUUUGUGCAUCCUACACUCUGACAAAGUGGGCCGUCUCUUAUCCUGGGGACAUUUUCUAAUUCAUCUCCAUUAGACUUUGUCGGAGCUGCUCGACUUGUUCCUUCUCGUUCAUUUCUCCCACAAUCACCUCUUUAAGUUAAACAGUUUUCUAAGAUGACCUGGACGGCGAACAGUUGUUUAGUCACUCUGGCCAUCCUGUUUCUGUGGCGAGUGGAAGAAAUAGCAGAAGCCUGCAGCUGCUCUCCAGCGCAUCCUCAGGAGAAGUUUUGCCACUCAGAUGUCGUUAUCAGGGCAAGGGUAGUCGGGAAGCAGGAGGUUGACGUUGGCAAUGACAUCUAUGGAAACACCAUCAAGCGUGUCAAGUAUGACAUCAAACAAUUCAAGAUGUUCAAAGGUCCCACCCAGGAUUUUGACGCCAUCUACACACCUCCCUCCUCUGCAAUGUGUGGCGUAAAUCUGGAAAAUAAUGGCAAUGAGUAUCUCAUCACAGGCAAACUGGAGACUGAUGGGACGAUGCAUAUCACACUGUGUGACUUCAUUGAGCCCUGGGAGACCCUGAGUGCCACCCAGAAGAAGAGCCUGACUCAGCGCUAUGAAAUGGGCUGUGAUUGCAAGAUCACCCACUGCAUCUCCAUCCCCUGCAUGAUCAGCAGCCCGGCGGAGUGCCUGUGGACUGACUGGGUGAUCGAGAAGACAUUCAAUGGAGGGCAGGCCAAACACUUUGCUUGUAUCAAGAGGAGUGAUGACUCGUGUGCCUGGUACAGAGGGGCAGCACCACCCAAAAAGGAUUUCAUGGACAUCGAAGAACCUUAACUCCACCACUGUCCAAUUGUCUAAAGAUGUCUAAGAUUUAAUAAGAUACAAAUACCAAAAACACAAAUAAAUACACGUCAAGUUCUUACUUUGAUUUUAUUUUCUUGUAAAGAAAGCCAUAGGGCAAGUCCUCUGUGGUGAGGUUGUUUUAUUUACAGGACUCAUUAUGUUUUUAAUCAACAGUCUUAUGAAUGCAGCACUUUCAGACACUUCUUCCCCUAAAUCCAAAGCACUUCGUCAUAAACCACUUCUCUGUCAGCUGAAAUAAGGGGAUAGUCAUCACAUUUCAGUAUUGCUGUUCAUAGCGUUUUUGUUCUUGAGCUAUUUUACCUUUUUUUACCAAAGGUAUUUUUUUCAAGUGAACUAUAAUUCUAUAAUGCAACACAUACAAACCUUCAACUCAAAGUCCAACAAUUCUGUAAAUUGGUUUGAUCACAAAUAACAAGUGGCAAUUGGCGCCCAGAUUUGUGACAGUAGAGCUAUCACAAGGAACGACCACCUCUUGCCUGUCCUGCUUCGAGUAUGCUAAUUCCUUCCUCUUUAUUUUAUUUUUAUUUUUUAAAGAUGUGACAAACCUGUUUCAAGUAAGCACAAUCAUUGCUUAUGCUAAUGUUUUCUUUAUUAAUCCUGAGUAGACAAGAAUGCACUUUGAACACAAUCUGUUACAGCAGUCAUAUUGUCUAAUGAAAAUUUUCUGAAAAGGGGGAUUGAAUCUUCCAUUUUUUUUAUAUUACAGCUCUUAUAUUUGUAAUGCUUUACGAAAGAGCCUAUUUUAUUUAAGGAGGUCAUGUGAUUCAUUAUAUUCUAUUGAGAAAAAAAAGCCCACAUUGUGAUACUUUUUGGUACAUCAUUGGUGUUGUAUACAGCGAAGACCAAGCAUUUUAACAGCAUAAGCAAAAUACACAUUUUAUGUGCAUUCAAGGUCAAAUUGUUGGCUUAAAGUUACCUGCCUGACUGGCUCGUCCUUUCGGACAGUUGUUUAAAGAUAUUGUAACCAAUCACCCAUUUACUUGCAGAGCCUUUGAUAUGAACAUAAUAGGGUUGAGCAAAUGCUAUGUGACUUUGAUAAAUAAUAUGAGAGUGUAAAAAGGUUCUUCAUUUGAAACUGUAGUCAAGUAUGAUGUCUUGUGCUGGUUUCACAUGAGACAUUCGAGAUGAUAUUUGCAUGCAUGUCCAGCUGAAUCAAUACUGUACAUUUUGACUAUCACAUUAAAUGUCAAACCCUG